CAGGUUUUCUAAAGUAAAAAUGGUGACUCGCCUUUUGUGGAAAUAUUUGAAAGAAAUGAUAAGUAUCAUGAUUUUUGUUUCUGUCUGUAUAAGAGGUCAAGAACAAAUUAAAGAAAUCAAAUUCAGCGACGUCAUUCCAGUUGAUUAUGAUUAUUUGCGUCCACCGACAGUCAAUGAUACUCCUGUUGUUGUAACCAUUACCAUCACCGACGUCAAUAUACGUUCCAUAGAUGAAUCAGAUAUGUCUUUUUCAGUGGUGAUUACGUUGUGGCAAGGAUGGAGCGACUUCCGCCUUCUCUACCCUUCGUGGAUUGAGAGUCCCUACCAAGUCCUCGAUUCCCGAUGGGCUGAUAAACUCUGGACUCCCAACUUGUACUUCGUGAACGCCGUCGAGGGCAAAAUGAACAACAUCAUCACUCCGAGUAGCUUCUUCUGGAUCAGUAAGGACAAAAAAGUUUACUAUUGUGUCAGACUUGUUCUGAAGCUUGUUUGCGAGAUGAAUUUGGUGCAUUUCCCCCAUGAUGAACAACAAUGUGGUGUAAAAAUGGCUCCUGCUUUCUACAAUGAGAAACUUUUGGUGCUGACUUUUUCAAAUUCUACUCGGAGUGGUACGGAAUUCUCAAGCUUGCAACAAUUUGAAAUCAUUGAUGUUGUCAAAGAUAGAUGCCACUUAACGUCGGGUUCAAAUAACGUUUCUUGCUUGGAGGAAAUAGCAGUCUUGCGUCGCAGAAGUGGUUAUUACCUGAUCAACGUGUACAUCCCGACUAUACUAAUUGUUGUCAUGUCCAUGCUGACUUUUUGGAUUCCUCACGAUGCAGUUCCAGCCAGAGUCACUCUGGGCGUGACAAGUUUGCUCACCAUCAUUACGAAGCAGUACCAGGCAUCCAUGCCGAGCGUAUCGUACAUAGUGGCCCUCAACAUUUGGCUAUCCAGCUGCAUAGCCUUCGUCUUCUUCAGUUUAUUAGAGUAUGCAGCAGUCAUCGCCAUGACUACAAAGAAGCAACCAAGUCACCUGUUCCAAGAUUCGCCAGAUCUGAUUUUGCCGAUGGUCCUAUUGAAAGCUAACGGAACUUGGUCGACGAAGCAGUGCUGGUCCAAUUCGAAACAUCAGAAAGAAGGCCUGGGCCCUAAAAGAUUAGACUUCUUUUCAAGACUAUUUUUCCCGAUAUCAUUUUUAGUAUUUUGUAUUUCAUACUGGAGAUAUUAUAGUUAAGAUAUCGCAUGGCAUCUGAAGAGAUGUGCAAAAACUUGAAACACUGAAAAAUUGUUCUCUUACAACUGACAAUUUUUUGUUUGCA
Argiope bruennichi is the source of this 1298-nucleotide messenger RNA. Its product is annotated as glutamate-gated chloride channel-like. Bases 20 to 1213 code for a protein of 397 amino acids. The record is from RefSeq and is a predicted model, not a curated record. Gene Ontology annotation, biological process: chloride transmembrane transport; signal transduction; chemical synaptic transmission. The transcript is spliced from 8 exons. Gene Ontology annotation, cellular component: synapse; membrane; neuron projection. Gene Ontology annotation, molecular function: transmembrane signaling receptor activity; chloride channel activity; extracellular ligand-gated monoatomic ion channel activity. NCBI's taxonomy places the organism in Eukaryota, Metazoa, Arthropoda, Arachnida, Araneae, Araneidae.